Molecule: messenger RNA, 846 nt
Organism: Microthlaspi erraticum
Lineage: Eukaryota; Viridiplantae; Streptophyta; Magnoliopsida; Brassicales; Brassicaceae
Source: the annotation of a GenBank genome assembly
AUGUCCAUCACUCACAUCGCUCCCAUCCCUCAAUCCAACGAUGUUUUUUACGCCACCAACAAUCCGUACCAGGUGAACGGACCAAGAGGGUUCACGGAGUUCAAGUUCUUGGAAGAGACGGCGGAUCUGUUCGUGAGGCUCGAUUUUCCGGGAGUCACCAGAGAAAGCGUCAAGAUCCUUCUCGACCCGUCGCUGAAAGCUGUUUUCGUCUUCGGAGACGCGCCGAAAGAGCACCGUCACGAUUCGUCGUACCGGAAAUACGGAACCGCCACUGGGCUCGUCUGCGAUUGCUGUGUCAUCAGCGAUGCUCAGUGUUACGUCGGAGAUGGCGUUGUCAGACUCAUCCUCUCCAAGAAGAAGAUCGAUCUUCUCACUCCUUUCUUCUGUUCAUAUGGAUGUAUGCCUGCUGCUGCUACUUCCCUCCCUAGCUUGAUUCGUGGGUAUAACCCGGAAGUCGUAGGUGGCCAUCCUCUUGCUCAUCUUCGUGCCCAUAACCCAGAAGGUCGCCUUUGCACUGACCCUCUCGAUGUGGCGUUCACGGGUCGGGUCACAAUACCGCACCCGUCAGUGUUGGAAGGACCAAGGUACUCGUACGAGUCAAAGCGGCUCCCGAGGGGAGGUCUAUUUCUGCGUAUCGAUAUGCCCGGAGUCCCUAGCAACAACUUCACGGUGGAGGUGGAAGGAGACGGCGGAGUCAUUGUCAUCGGCCGAGCUCCUCCGGCCAUGCAUGACUCGAGUGGGCGUGAGUACAGAGGCAAAGUCGCUAUCGUUCCUCAAGACUACAACAAUGAUCGCAUCAAAGUCAUCGCUAAACAUGGUGUCAUCCGCCUUAUUCUCCCUAAUUAA